GUUUCGGAGCUCAACAUGGAAUCGUCGAAAAACCCUAGCGGUCGCUGUUCUCCUUUGUGCUCCGUCUCUUCUCUCGGCGGCGGCGGCGGCGGCGCGGGGGGCUCGAUCCAAGAUGAAGGUGCUUCUCCUCCUACUCCUCCACUCUUCAAUAUCGCAAAUCCGACCACUGGGUGCCAGAAGAAGCUCGAGAUCGAUGACGACCAGAAACUGCGGGCAUUUUUCGACAAGAGAAUCUCUCAGGAAGUUAGUGGUGAUGCUCUUGGCGAGGAAUUCAAGGGCUAUGUGUUUAAGAUCAUGGGAGGAUGCGACAAGCAAGGAUUUCCCAUGAAGCAAGGAGUCCUAACUCCUGGCCGUGUCCGCCUUCUUCUGCACAGAGGCACGCCAUGCUUUCGUGGGUAUGGUCGGCGGGACGGAGAGCGCAGGAGGAAAUCCGUGCGGGGAUGUAUUGUCAGUCCGGAUCUGUCAGUUUUGAACUUGGUGAUUGUUAAGAAAGGUGAGAAUGACCUUCCGGGGUUAACCGACAUUGAGAAGCCAAGGAUGAGAGGACCUAAGAGGGCUUCCAAGAUUCGGAAAUUGUUCAAUCUAUCCAAGGAAGAUGAUGUUCGAAAGUAUGUCAAUACAUAUCGCCGGACCUUCACUACCAAAUCAGGAAAGAAAUGCAGCAAGGCACCUAAAAUUCAGAGGCUGGUUACUCCGCUUACUCUGCAAAGGAAGCGAGCCAGAAUUGCGGAAAAGAAAAAGAGGAUUGCAAAGGCCAAGGCCGAAGCUGCGGAGUACCAGAAGCUCCUUGCGACCAGACUCAAGGAGCAGCGCGAACGCAGGAGCGAGAGCUUGGCAAAGAGGAGGUCGAAGCUCUCUGCUGCCUCUAAGCCAUCUGUUGCGGCCUGAUAGACCUUGACGUUCGGAUUUUGGAGUAAAGAUGUUAUACUAGAGUGGUAAUUUCGCUUGUGAAUUUUGCCCUCUGGUUGGUUUCUUGUUUUUCCGAUUUUGUAGCCGAUUGAAUCACAUUCUUGUUAUUGAACUCUCAGAUCAAACUCUCUAAAGUAUGUUUUAUUAUAUUAAUGUGAUUGUUGUUAUGCCGCGAAUGUUAA
This is a messenger RNA of Ananas comosus (pineapple), 1091 nucleotides long. RefSeq names its product 40S ribosomal protein S6-like. Gene Ontology annotation, biological process: translation. The record is from RefSeq and is a predicted model, not a curated record. Gene Ontology annotation, molecular function: structural constituent of ribosome. The transcript has 6 exons. Gene Ontology annotation, cellular component: ribosome. Lineage: Eukaryota; Viridiplantae; Streptophyta; Magnoliopsida; Poales; Bromeliaceae. The coding region runs from base 16 to 888 and encodes 290 amino acids.